Hemibagrus wyckioides is the source of this 2184-nucleotide messenger RNA. RefSeq names its product NK3 homeobox 2 (gene nkx3-2). Gene Ontology annotation, biological process: regulation of transcription by RNA polymerase II; cell differentiation. Gene Ontology annotation, cellular component: nucleus. The record is from RefSeq and is a predicted model, not a curated record. The transcript has 2 exons. Gene Ontology annotation, molecular function: DNA-binding transcription factor activity, RNA polymerase II-specific; RNA polymerase II cis-regulatory region sequence-specific DNA binding. Bases 380 to 1363 code for a protein of 327 amino acids. Lineage: Eukaryota; Metazoa; Chordata; Actinopteri; Siluriformes; Bagridae.
AUAGGAAACAGAUCGCUUUUUUUGGUCACUCUAUGUGAUGUAACUCACAGGUGAAAGUAGGGACGGUUAGGGCUGGCUUUGUGUGCUGUGUAUGUAUGUGUGUGGGUGUGGGUGUGUACGUGUGUGUGUGUGCUGUGUCUCUCUCUCUCUCGGACGCAGGAGCGCGCGGUAGCGACGUGGACCGAAAUGAAAGUCGCGCGCCACCGCCGAUCGUGGAAGCAUGUUGGAGUAGAAGGGCGCGUGACGAGCGGAUGAGUGCGCACACCCGACACGACUUGGUCUUACUUUUCUACUUGACCUCAGUUGCCUGGUUCUAGGCUUGUUUUUGUUGUACUGUUUGUAGUUUUCUUGUCGUUUGUUUUGAUUUCUUACGCGCGCGAUGGCCGUGCGCAGCAGCUCCUUGAUGCCUUUCUCCAUUCAGGCCAUUCUAAACAGAAAAGGGGAGGAAGAGGAGGAGGAAGAAGAAGAAGAAGAAGAAGAAAAAGACGAAGAAGGAAGGCGCCGACUGAAAGAGCUAGACAUGUGUUUUUCGAAAAGCGCGUGCUGGAAAAUAUUCGGAGGAACGCACGAGGAGGAGGACAGGGAUAGGGGGCAGAGGGAGAGGGAAAGGGAGAGAGCGCGCGUGGCGGCGAGCCACCACAAGAGCUAUGACUCAGACUCUGGGCUCAGCGAGGACCACCACCACGACCACCACCACCUCGACGAUGAACGUGAGGCGAAAAGCAAUUCGGGGCGCGAGGAACGGGACGGAUGUGAAUCGCGCGCGCUGGAUGAGAGUUUUCACGACGAGACUGACCGAGAGUCCACUGCUGCGGAUCAAGCGCGAGAGCUGAGUGACUGCGAGCUCUUAGCCAGCGUGUCCGAUUGUAAUAACGCGGAGGAAAAGGUCUCCGAGCAGCCCGGCGGAAAGCAACGCAAGAAACGCUCUCGCGCAGCCUUCUCUCACGCGCAGGUGUUCGAGCUCGAGCGCCGCUUCAGCCACCAGCGCUACCUGAGCGGACCGGAGCGCGCGGACCUGGCGGCGUCGCUGAAGCUGACGGAGACCCAGGUGAAGAUCUGGUUCCAGAACCGCCGCUACAAAACGAAGAGGCGCCAGAUGGCCGCGAGCAGCGCCGCAUCCGCCGCCGCCGCCGACCUCCUCCUGCCCGCCGCCAAGCGCGUGGCCGUCAAAGUGCUCGUGCGCGACGACCGCAGGCAGUACUCACCCGGAGAGCUGCUGCUCCUGCGCCCGCCGCCGCUCCUCGCGCUCCAGCCGCCAUCUUCCUCUUCCUCCCCUUCAUCAUACUGUUACUACUAUCACCCGCACGCAUACUGCGCGCCCGCCUGGACCCUGUCCGCGUCCGCGUGCGCCGGGAACCAGUGAUGCAUGCACGGGCGAGAGAAAUAAGAAGUCUUUUGUUUGUAUGUUUAUCCGUUUUGUUUGUUUGUUUGUUUGGAUUUUAAACUCCCAACAAAUACCAAAAAAAGGAGGGAGAGACGAUAAGACACUGCGUUCAACUGUUUUAAGCUGAAACAAACUUAAAGACUAAUGACAUCACUUUAUUAUAUUAUUAAUGUGAUACUUUUUGGUAUUAUUAUUAAUAUUGUUAUUAUUUGUUUCGUUUUUUCCUGAAUGUAUAUGGGAAGUUUCCGUUCUUUUUUUAUUUUUUCGUUCAAAAGCGUACUGGAGAGCAGUAACGCGUCACUUGCACACAAGAGAUAGAGACAUGUGUAGGUGAAAACGGUAAGACUCCAGCACUUCCGGUAUAUCUAAUCUUAUUCUCGCGCAAACAACUCACCAGAUUGUGUGUGUGUGUGUGUGUGUGUGUGUGGCCACAGUUGCAGACUUUAGUAUUCGUGUAACACAUUGUUGCUGUUUACAAACUGAUCCAAAAGGCGGCGAACAUUAAAACACACGUAUAAAGUAGUGUGUGUGUGCGUGUGUGUGUGUAUGUGUGUGUGUUUUGUACACUUUGUCAUUGUCUGAGCAGAAAGGUUUAUUAAAGGCGUUUAAGUGACAGUUGAGCUGUUUGUGUGUCGUCACAUUUGUGUAUAAGUGGCACUAGAUUCACGUGAAGAGAAAAAAGAGACAAAACUUUUACACAGAACGAACAUUAAAAGAUUUUCAUCUGAUAGAAAUUCACAUUUCAUCGUGUCUAAUCAAUGGAAGACGUUUUAGGUGCACUUGAAGUCUUUUUACGCAAC